AAUUGAUCGAAAUUAUUCGAUAGUCUAUAAUAAUCGAAUUUAUAAUUCGAUUUAUACAAUGAUCGAUUUCAUAUUCAUUUUAACGAUCGUCAACUGUUUCAUCAGAUGAUUUAAAAUCUAUAAAAACAAUUGGCAUCUAAGAAACCGUAGCUCUUGGAAACUCCCGGGCUUUGUCAGAUCACAUUCAAAGUGUUUUUAAUUGAAUAAUCGAACAAAAAUGAGUGAUGAUGAGAAUAAAAGUUUUGUUUACACGGGAAUUGAAUCGAUUUUCGUAAAAUCUCCAAUAAUCAGCUUACAACCGAGAAGAAAAUCGAAAAAAAAAUUUAACCCCCAUAAUAAGUCGUCUAUCCAGAAACGAGGAGGCGGCUGCAAUAUCGUGGGUGCGGACAGACGAGAGGGAGUGAUUGCCAUGACUACAACUGGAGCCCAGUACGCUCUAGCAGCAUCCACGGGAGCUGGUCAUGGCGGGGGAAACUCCGCUGUUGUAGAGGUGGAAACUAAGCCAAACAUCGUCGUCGUGACCACUUCCAGUACCAAUAGUUCUGGCAGCAUAGUACAGAAUCAGACUUCAAGAGGUCAACAACUCAUUACCGUGGUUACUAGCUCUGAUCCAACGAGUACCAAUAAUCUCCAACCCAUCCAGUUGGUUGUCCAAGACCCGUUGGAAACAGCUGCUGAUUCAUCGAAUGGUUCUUCAGGAACUCCAGCACACGUGACUGCUCAAGUUGUUGUGAAUACUGGACACUCUGGUCAACAUACUCUCAUUGACUCAGACGGAGCGUCUACAUCUGCAGGAACAAUUGUUAGUGGUUCACCGCAUUAUAUUACCGUCACAGUGUCUGGCGACGGCGAGGCAGUGGGUUCCGAAUCAGUAUCACACCCAACUUAUGUGCAGUAUGUUGAGGGCGAUGGUUCAACUUAUAAUCUCACAAAUGGGCAGAUGACAUAUCCUGUGUAUGCUGUCGGCGAGGCGGGAGCCAUGUACACUCCCGCCUCAAGUCAGUAUUACACGCCGGCGACGACACCGGUAACAUAUGCACAGGUCUCAGGGCAAGGUUCCAAUACUACAACUGGACAACUCUUGACCCAAGGCAACGGUACGUACCUGAUACAACAAAGCGUUGUCGAUGGUGAUCCAACGACUCACGCACUCAUAUCUGCUGCUGCUCGUGCUAGUCCACAAACCGAAGGCGCGGAAGCUGUGGUUAGCGGGGGUGGAGGGGCAUACUUGAUCAGCGGUAAUGCGGGAGGCGCUACUAUCAGCGUAGAAGAGGCUGCAUCCGCGGCGAACAUGACGCAUGCCACUAGGGUCUCCCAGGCCACCGUACAAUGGCUUUUAGAAAAUUACGAGACUGCUGACGGUGUCUCUUUACCAAGAUCUACACUUUACAAUCACUAUUUACGCCACUGCUCAGAUAACAAAUUAGAUCCAGUAAAUGCAGCAAGUUUUGGUAAAUUGAUACGCUCAGUAUUUCUAGGAUUGCGAACACGGCGUUUAGGAACACGAGGAAAUUCUAAAUACCAUUACUAUGGAAUCCGAGUAAAACCUAAUUCACCCCUGGUAAUGCUAAAUGAAGAUGGAUCAUCACGACCGCCUCAAGGCACAACUAAUCAAACGAAAAGAUUCAAAUUCGUUAGCUGCCAGAAACAAGAAUCAUCAUAUGAAAAUAAUUCUCAUGGGAAUGCAAAUCUUUCUUCCAAUACAUCAUCUUCGCAGUACCAUCAGUAUCUUGGUGAAGGAAGCAGUGCUAUUCCUGAUUUUCCAGAGAUAAUAGUUGGUCAUGGUUCUUCCCUCCCAGAAGAUUGUACCCUAGAGGAUAUUGAUACUUUUCGAAGUAUUUAUCGUGAACAUUGCGAAGCUUUCCUUGAUGCUGUAUUAAAUUUCGAAUUUACUACAGUUGAAAGUCUGUGGCGUGAAUUUUGGCGGAGUCAGGACAAUAAUAAUGAUGAGUGUGAAGAAGAAAAAUACUUAUCUAAAACUAAAUUAUAUCAAAUGUGCAAAUGUGGUGAAGUACAAGAUUUUAUUAAAACCGUUGAUUACACAUUUUAUCAAAAUCUCGUUGAAGUAUUAAUGCCAGAUGUUCUUCGACCUAUACCAAGUACACUAACUCAAUCAAUUAAAUUUGCAAAAGGAUUGGAAUCAUGGCUAACUACCGCAAUGAAUGACUGUCCAGAAGAGAUGAUGCAGAUUAAAUUAACGGCUGUGUCAGCUUUCGCUCAAACUCUUCGUCGAUAUACAUCAUUGAAUCAUCUUGCUCAGGCUGCACGAGCUGUUCUUCAAAACUCUAGUCAAAUAAAUCAAAUGUUAGCAGAUUUAAAUCGUGUUGACUUUCAUAAUGUCCAAGAGCAGGCUUCAUGGGUUUGUCAAUGUGAUUAUGCAGUAGUUCAACGACUAGAAGCCGAUUUUAAAGUAACUUUACAGCAACAAAAUUCAUUAGAACAGUGGGCAAUAUGGUUAAAAGGAGUUGUGACACAAGUAUUAAAACCUUAUGAAGGGAAACCAACAUUUGCUAAAGCUGCGCGACAAUUCUUACUCAAGUGGUCAUUUUACAGCUCAAUGGUAAUCCGCGAUUUAACCUUGAGAAGUGCUGCGAGUUUUGGAUCUUUUCACCUUAUUCGAUUAUUAUAUGAUGAAUAUAUGUUUUAUCUUAUUGAACAUCUGGCUCUUGCAACUGGUACAACGCCGAUUGCUGUAAUGGGUGAUAAGAAUCAAAGUUGUCAGUUGAUUAAUAAUUUUGGUACAACAUCGAAUGGAGAUACGUCAAAUACGAAUCAACCAAAGCGAAUGAAAAUGAGCUAACUGAGUGCCAGUGCUUUGUAAGUAAUAAUUCCGUGCAAUACAUGAACGGAUACUAUGAAGAAAUCGUGUGAGGAAAUAUAGGCCUACUGGUUAUAAAUUAAUUUCAUAAAUUAUUUUAUAUAAAACAAGAAAGAUUUUUACUCACUGCAAUGAAUUAAAAAAGUGGAAGUUUGUGUGAUAAAAGAUAUAAAAUUAGUUACGAGAAUUACGUAAAGCCUUUGAAAACAAAUGACACUAUAGUUAAAGCAAAGUAUUUCCGACAUUAUUGCAAGUUAAUAUAAUAAAAUAAAUUAAAGGAAAACCAUCUAGUCGAAAUGCAUUCGAUAA
Messenger RNA from Chelonus insularis, 3127 nucleotides. Its product is annotated as DNA-binding protein RFX2-like. Gene Ontology annotation, biological process: regulation of transcription by RNA polymerase II. Lineage: Eukaryota; Metazoa; Arthropoda; Insecta; Hymenoptera; Braconidae. The record is from RefSeq and is a predicted model, not a curated record. Gene Ontology annotation, molecular function: DNA-binding transcription factor activity, RNA polymerase II-specific; RNA polymerase II cis-regulatory region sequence-specific DNA binding.